Saccostrea echinata is the source of this 1220-nucleotide messenger RNA. RefSeq lists its product as uncharacterized. NCBI's taxonomy places the organism in Eukaryota, Metazoa, Mollusca, Bivalvia, Ostreida, Ostreidae. The record is from RefSeq and is a predicted model, not a curated record. Gene Ontology annotation, molecular function: G protein-coupled receptor activity. Gene Ontology annotation, cellular component: plasma membrane. The transcript is spliced from 2 exons. The coding region runs from base 26 to 1060 and encodes 344 amino acids. Gene Ontology annotation, biological process: adenylate cyclase-activating G protein-coupled receptor signaling pathway.
AAGCCAUCCGACCGACUUUACGACGAUGUCCCUGUACAACGUUACAUUACUGGGACUGAAUGAUGGUACUUUUUACCCUCUUCACAUUUCCGCCAUCGUCUGCAUGACGUGCAGUUUCCUUGCUUCCUUCGUCGUGACUGCUCUAUCGUUUAAGACUCACAAGAAAGGUUUCUACCUUUGGCCAAGGAGCGAGCGAUUUGUGGUGUACCUGGCGUUGUGUGAAGCUAGUUUUAAUUUUAUCCACAUGUUUGACCAUGUUACCAUGGUAACAGAGAGGGACCAUGUCCGCCCUCUUGAAUUGUGCCAAUUUUACGCAUUUCUGAUGGUGCUUUUGGUGACUACUAAGAAUUUGAUUUUGGUCAUUAUAGCCAUAAAUGCGUUUCUGUUGAUUCGCUUCCAGCGUCAGAUGGAGUUUGGGGCCAAGGAUUGGAGGCUGUUUGCGGUUACAUUGGGAGUUCCCUCUUUGUACUGUACUGUGGCACUGUCCUUCCAGCAGCUUGGACCGGCAGGUGCUUUCUGUCUAGUGAUACCAGGAAUAUCAACUUUUCUUAUGACAAUAAUUCCCUUUAUCCUUAUCUUAUUGGUCAACACAACACUCUACUCACUCACGUGGUUUCACAUAAGAAGAGAUGCUCAACAAAUCAGAAGUGUAAUUGGUGCGCAGGCGCAGUCUAGUACUUCCUAUAUUCAAGCAGCCAAGACGAUGACGAUGUUUAUCACAGUUUUUACAAUUCAGUGGUGGGCGGUGACAGUGUACGGUAUAUGGCAAAUCAUAUCACAUGACGUGCCAUCCAUUGUGUACAUUUUUGUUGUUAUUUUUACCAACAUUGGAGGAUGCCUGAAUCUGAUCGUGUUUAUAUCUAUUCAGAAAAAGCGCAGACGGAUUGUCCCACUUGAUACCAAAGUUCAAACGUCACGUCUACCUGUAAAUCUGAACCCGUUUCAAGUGAACGCCAAUUUCACGUCAGAGAAGGUGAAAGCACAGAAUACAAACUCUACAGGUAUUAACACAUCCACAGAAAGGAUUGACCGCCAUUCGAUCGCAGAUGCCACUGUUUGAUGCCGUCAGUGAUUUUUUUUUUACUUUUUUCCCUGAAAUAUUUUGUCGAGUGAGAAUGAAUUUCGAUUCUUUCCAUGUUUAAAUGUGCAUAAUAUGUCAGUCUUUCAGUAUUUUCUUGUUUUCAUAACAAAGAGGUUGAUUACAAGAUUAAGCACGCCCU